Gallus gallus (chicken) is the source of this 3075-nucleotide messenger RNA. RefSeq names its product CDV3 homolog (gene CDV3). The coding region runs from base 164 to 898 and encodes 244 amino acids. NCBI's taxonomy places the organism in Eukaryota, Metazoa, Chordata, Aves, Galliformes, Phasianidae. The record is from RefSeq and is a predicted model, not a curated record. Gene Ontology annotation, cellular component: cytoplasm. The transcript is spliced from 5 exons.
AAGCGGCGGCCACCAGCGUGGAGUGCGGCAGCCUCCCGCCGCCGCGCAACGGGCGGGCCCGGCCGGCUGCAACCGCUUGAGGACUGCACCUGUCGGCCCGGCCGCCUCCCGCCUCCUCCUCCUCCCGCCGCCGUUAGGAGCAGCGCCCGGCCCCGCCGGCGCCAUGGCGGAGACCGAGGAGAGAAGCCUCGACGACUUCUUCGCCAAGCGGGACAAGAAGAAACGGAAGGAGAAGAGCGGCCGCAGUGCCGCCGCGGCUUCCACGGCCUCCAGCGCUUCCAGCGCCGCCUCCAACGCCGCCGGAGCGGCCGCUGCGGCCGGUGGACCCCGCCCGACCGACGGCGGCGGCUCGGGGGCGGCCGCCUCUAGCAGCGGCUCCGCCAAGAGCAAGGAGGAGGAUGACUGGAAGGAGUUUGAACAAAAAGAAGAAAUUGAUUAUAGCGGUCUUAGAGUUCAGUCCAUGCAAAUAAGUGAAAAAGAAGAUGAUGAAAGUGAAAAAAGAGAAGAACCUAGCGACAACUGGGAGGAAACCAGUGGUGCUGUAGACAGAUCAUCUGGUCCUUGGAACAAAUCAGCUCCUGCACCAGCGCCUGUUGUUGAAACAAUUGUUACAGAACCCCCAGAGCCAGUUCAAACUGGUGGUGUAUACAGGCCGCCCGGCGCCAGAGAGGGUGGCAGGCCACGGAGGGCACAGCAAGGACCACCUGAAAUCUAUAGUGAUACACAGUUUCCAUCACUGCAGUCUACUGCCAAGCUUGUAGACAGUCGAAAGGAUAAAGAAAUGGAGAAGAGCUUUGAAGUAGUAAAACACAAAACUAGAGGUAGGGAUGAGGUCUCAAAAAACCAGGCACUUAAACUUCAGCUAGACAACCAGUAUGCUGUGCUUGGGGAUCAGUAGAGCUGCAUACACAUUACAAUUAAGGAAUGCUUUUUUGGUAACCCUUCUACUAAGGUAACUAAACUACAGCUAACGGCUAUGAUGAACAUGCCACCUUAUUUCUGCUGGAUCUACUGCAGCAAGUGCAGAAUACUUUGACAUAAGUGAUCGGUUCUCCUGCGCUAUGGAAGCGUAUCGUACAACUUCUCCAUUGGAUAUGGGGCAGAUUAAUGUAAAUGAUUGAACGAGAGUCAUCGGUGUUCUUUAAUUGCUCAGAAAGAUACCUACAGCCAGUGGUCAUUUCAAAAUCUUUUUAUGUUCAGAUACUGAGCCUUCGUAAAGGUUGACUACCUCAGACUUGCUGCACUCAUUGUGGACACCAUGUGGAUCACAACUUCUGGAAGAGAAGGUUACAGCUGUUUUAGUGGCCAUCUGAAACUUGAAACCAGCUCUACUGGAUUCCUGUCAGAAAUCCUGCAGAAGUCAGCCAUUUGGUUCCAAUUUGCUAUAACAAAGAUUUAAGUGACCUUAACGAAAAACCUAUCCUCUUCCCCUUCCGAGGAAUCCUGUCAUGUGUAGCCAUAGCCUACCAGGGACUUCUGGAGCAUACCAUACCACCCGUGCUACCCAAGUAUAACACAGAGCUGUAGUUUGUUUACCUUUUUAGAUAGCUGUACUGAAGCAACAGUGAAACAAAUUAAAACUCAUUCAGUAUCAGAUUGGAGGAUUGAUGGGUUUGAAUGGUCUGUUUGUAUUAGCCAUUUUCACAGUUGUCUGUUUAAGCAUUUUUUUUCCUAUUUUCCACCAAAAAAUGCCUUCCUUGUUUCUGAUAUCAAAUUACAGUGUAUUUAAAUGACAGUGGAAUAUUAUAGUGAAAUAGGGUUUAUUUUGUUCCGUUUUUUAUCAUGAAGUUUGUUUUUCUCACCCUAAGGCACUAAGAGUUUUGAUUUGACACAGAGGUAUCCAGACUCCAACUAUAGUCUUUCAAAUUUGUCAUCUUUAAAAAAAAAAAAAUGUAAGAUACAUGGCAAUAGUAAUACCAGAUGAGAAUAAAUACAUUAUCCUUUGUUAAGAAUGGGUAUUUGUCUGUUAAAGGGCAGUGGUUACUUAAUAACCAAAAUAACUUGUUGUAUGGAGGGGUGACUUAUGCUUGAUAAGCCUUAGUUGCUUGACUAGUUUGGUGAAGCCUGCAGGCUUUUUGAGGCAGAAAUCCUCAAAGUCAAACUCAUAAAUGGUAUUUAAUAAAGUCAGAAUGUUGGGUAAGAACAGAAGGCAGUGACUACUUUGAGCCGUUGUCAUUUCUAAAUUAAUUUAGUGAAGGCAGGCAGAAUGGCACUGAUACAUUAAGAGUACAGGACAUUGCCUAUAACUGGUUCAGUCAGCAAAACCUGACGUGUACCAAAAGUGUUCUGCUGUAACUUUUUCUCUUCUUAUGCCAGAAGGAAAAUGAAGUACAAUGGUGGCAUGCUCCAGUGUUUAUGUUUCUGAGUAAAUGCCAAAAAAAAAAGACCCAACAUCUCUAAGUGUUGCCAAUGGCAAGAGAAACAAGGGAACAAACCAAAACUUGCUUGCUUGUGUGGGAGUACUGUGCAUUUGCAGAGGAUGAUGAUAGCGUGGGAAUUGCAUAGUUGGGUUCCUUUUGUCUAACUGCUGACUCGCUUUAAGUCUACUUCUCUGAGGCCAAUGGGAAUUUUGCUGUUGACUUUGGUGGGGCAGGGUUUCACCUGGUUCUUCUGCGCACAGACUAAAACUGGCUUUGUUCUUGCAAAGUUAAGUCUUUAAAACUUCUGCUAGAAGCUGCUACUAAAGAGAGGGCUCAAGAGACUUUUUAGUCAGAGACUUUGGAAACAACCCCGCUGAAAGACUGGUACCAAUACCUUGAGCUCUUAGCCAUGUAUCUUCCUUGAAAAUACCUUGUUGCCAGCAAAACUGUUGAUGUGUCACUCAAGAUUUCUGUGGAAUUCAUGGUAAAUGGACAUGUCGCUUCAAGUGGUAGAAAUGUGAAAUCUUAAAAACACUUUUCCUGAUUCUCUAAAGCGAUUGAAGUCGCCAAUGCACAUGAAUCAAGUUCUGAUCUCCUGUACGAAGGGUAGAUGAGACUGUCCAUUGUACCGUCUUUGAGUUUUUGGGCAUGACUUCUGGCGGUUUAAGAAACCCUGUAACAGCUUAAAAUGAAAUAAAAUGGAAAUAUACAUGGA